AUGUAUUAGCUUAACUGGGAAUAAAAGGAAUUAUAUUAUAAGGAUUUUAUUAAGAAGCCUAAAAAUAAGUUUUCAUCAUAGUGGGUUUUACAGAGAGCGAUGGCUAAGGCAAUUACAAACAGACAAUCCAAAUCAUAUCAUGUAAAUAAAAAUGAUAUGCAAUUCUGUACAUAAAGACUCUAACUUAAAGACUGGCAGUAGAGCUUUAUCAUGUAUAACUAAUAAGCGGAAAUUUUCAAGGGCAGAAAAAAAACUGAUAUUUAAAUUUAAAUUGAGUUACUCAGGGAAUAUUGUCUUUAAUUGAGUGGUAAAGAGUUAAAGUCUCCUGAAGACAUAACUCAAGAAGAUAUUAAAUGUUUAAAUGCAGAUAUUGAUCUAUUUUACUAAUAAGCUGCAUAAUUUGACAGCUCAAAAGAGUAGCCAUCAGUCUCAAGCACUUUUAAGUCUACUUAAAAUUCUAAUAAAUCUAUAAUUGGAUCUAAUUCUCAUCCUCUUUACGGUCAAGUCAAAUAGGGUCGUAGCGGAUAAGUAAAAAGCAAUAUCGAUGAUGAGCAUGAGCUAGGCUUAAACACUCAUACUUCCAAAUAAUCUUUUCCAAUAUUAACGCCUUAAGUUAGAAUUAAUUAGUAUAACAUGUAUGAUAGCUAGGCUACACUGGCGGCUUCUACUUACAAAAGUAAUUAAAGAGCUUUUCAAACUAUAUCAUCUGCUUCGUAGGUUAUUAAUAAAUUUGAAGACAUUGAUACCAAUGAAUAAUAAAUUUAGGUUAAAAAAGAAAAUACUACUUAAGAAGCAAUUAAUUACAUUAACAAGUAAAAUAAUUAUAAUCUAAGUUAACCUCAUGUCACUCAGUAGAGAAGGCCAAGCCCUUUAGAAGAUUAACAAACCUAUUUUACUCAUGUUCAUAAUUAAAAAACUAAUUAUCAUCAUAACUAGUUGAACAAUUAUCAAUCAAACUUUUAGAAUUCAUCUAUGGUAAAUAAUGUAAACAAUGGAUUUAAUUAAUAUGCCUAAGUGAUAAAUGGAAAUUUUAUAGGUCUUAAUCAAACCCAAGAACAGCUAGUUAAUUUCAAGGCUUAACAGUAAAAUCAAAAUAAUUUCCUAAACAACCAAGGUGUUUUUGCCUAAAAUUCUUCUUUAGUUAAUAAAGCUAAAAGUUAAGUUAAUUGUUAGGACUCAGAAGAAUACAUCAAAGCUAAAAUAAAUUUAGAUUAAUAUUAGUAGAUUAUCUAGAAUGACUAAAAUCAGGAUAAUUUGUAUACAAUAUAUUCUCAUUACGAUAACAAAGAAAGUUUAAAGCAAAACCAAGACAAUAUUUUAAGAGAGAAUGAUUCUGAUAAAGAAAUAUUUGAAGCAGAAAUCGAGAACUCUUUCAUAAGAGGUAUAAAUAAUAAUUCAUUCCAACCUUUAGAAGACCCCGAGCAAAUAUAAUAUAUGAAUCCUCGUACAAAUUAACCAUUCAUAGCUUAAAAUAUAGAAAGUCAAAAGCUUCAAUAAUAUAUUUAUGAUGGUAAAAACUAACAAAAGACUUAGUAGCAAUGGCAGUAAUAAUAAUUAUAGUUCCAGUAAUAUAACAAUCACUAAUAAUUAUCAUAAUUUAAUAAUUAGUAAUUGUAGUAAUUUAAUAAUUAAUAACAAAUGUAACAAUUCAAUAAUUAAUAACAAAUGUAGCAAUUCAACAAUUAAUAACAAUUGCAAUAAUUUAACAAUUAAUAAUCAAUGUAAUUAUUCAACAAUUAGCAACAAUAAUUCAAUUAAUAGUAGCUACCUGAUUUGACAGGUAACAAUAAUUGUGACAUGAUUAUUGAGGAAAAAAUAAAACAUGAAGAAAUUAGCGAACCAUAGUCUAUUUUGAUGAAUGAAAAAUUGAAUAUUGAAGAUUUUAGUCAAAUAAAUCCAUAAGAUGGAGGAGAAUUAUAAAUCAAUUAUUACUAAUAUUAUUUAAAUUAAAAUAAUCCAAACAAUCAAAACUCUAUGGAUGAUGAAAUAGAUGAUAGAAUUUUUAAUAAUAACAAUAUCUCACUAACCUGUAACAAUAGUUUCAUAUAUUAAUAACUUAAUAAUAGCUUUGGAUAUGAGCAAGCAUACUAGUCAGAUUUUAACAACUAACAAAUAUGA
Molecule: messenger RNA, 2118 nt
Organism: Tetrahymena thermophila SB210
Lineage: Eukaryota; Ciliophora; Oligohymenophorea; Hymenostomatida; Tetrahymenidae
Exons: 2
Source: RefSeq, a predicted model, not a curated record